UGCUUGGACACUUGGAGCAGCAGCCAAGUGGUUGCGGUAUUUCUAGUGCGUAGCGUAGGCGUAGUAUCGCCAUCAGCAGCGCUCAAAAUAAUACUGCGCGCUCGCUUAAUUUGUUUUCUAGCUUUUGUCAGCGAACCUUCGCCCUGAAAACCCCACCCACUCUUCCUCUCCGAUCCUCCUAGCGCCUCACUUGCUUCAUUCCAUUCCAUUCCAUUCCACUACCCAAUACCCAUCUCCCCGCCGGCCUUUCCCCUCCCGCGUGCCGAUCUGCCUCCGGAGGCUAGCUCGACCGGCCGAUCUAGCUCGCGCGCCGCCGCUUUCAGCUCGAUCAGCUGCCGCACGUCGUCCACCGACCCGCCGUCCUGUGAGCGCGAUCGACAGAUUACUAAGAUGGCUGGCGCGGGGUGUGCGACAGCCGUGCAGCGGCCGGCGGCGGCGGGGGCGCCGGCUGCUGUGGCAAGGACCGCGGUCGGGGCAGGCGGCGCGGUCGCCGACCCGCGCGCGGAGGCGCUGCGGUGCCCGCGCUGCGACUCGGCCAACACCAAGUUCUGCUACUACAACAACUACUCGCUGUCGCAGCCGCGCCACUUCUGCAAGGCGUGCAAGCGCUACUGGACGCGCGGGGGCACGCUCCGCAACGUCCCCGUCGGCGGGGGCUGCCGCAAGAACAAGCGCUCCUCCAGGAGCGGCGGCGGCGGGAGGAAUGGGUCCUCCUCCUCCUUCUCCUCCUCCUCGGCGGACUCGACGGCGCUGCCCCUCCCGCCGCCUCCGACGACGAUGGGGUCCCUGCCGUCGUCGCUGGGGCUGCCCGGGGGCGCGUCGCUCCUCCUCGGGUCCGCGCUCCCUGGCGGUGCCGGUGACCACCACCACCUCGGCCUUUUCCAGGCGGCCAUGCAGUCGGUGGUCUCCUCCGACGCGACCGCCUACGACGAGAUGCAGCAGCAACAGCAGACGCAGCUGGACCACCUGCUGGGCCUCGGAUACGGAGGAGGCGCCGGCGCGCAGAUCCAGCUCAAGCCGUGGAUGCAGGAGGCCGCCGGGGCAGGCGGCGCGCCCGGGAUCAUGGACAGCUUCUACGCGCCGCUGCUGUCCAGCUCCCUCGUGCCGGGGCUGGAGGAGCUGCACGUCAAGGCGGAGGCCGCCGGAGCCGGGGAUCACCAGCAGAAGCCGUCAUCAAGGGACCAGCAGAGCGCCAGCUGGGACUGGGAGCUGCCGACGCCGUCGUCGUCCAACGUCGACGCCAACGUCGUCACCGCGUCUGACGCGCUCAUGGCCGCCGCCGCCGCCGCGUCCAUGAACCCCGCUGUUAGUGUUAGCUCCACGCCCUCCACGGCACCAACCGCCCCCUCCUCGUUCUUAUACUGGGGCAACAGCGGCAUUGGCGGCGCUGCCGCGGCCUGGCCAGACCUCGCCAACUGCGGAUCCUCCAUUGCCACGCUCUUCUAGCCAAGCCGCGCCUGGCUGUCCUGCUGGCCUCGUUAACUUGGUUUUUUUGUACCU
Messenger RNA from Zea mays, 1500 nucleotides. RefSeq lists its product as uncharacterized. Gene Ontology annotation, molecular function: DNA-binding transcription factor activity; DNA binding. Bases 391 to 1446 code for a protein of 351 amino acids. The transcript has a single exon. Gene Ontology annotation, biological process: regulation of DNA-templated transcription. NCBI's taxonomy places the organism in Eukaryota, Viridiplantae, Streptophyta, Magnoliopsida, Poales, Poaceae. The record is from RefSeq and is marked validated.